This is a messenger RNA of Triplophysa rosa, 1933 nucleotides long. Its product is annotated as inactive phospholipid phosphatase 7. Gene Ontology annotation, cellular component: nuclear envelope. The transcript is spliced from 3 exons. NCBI's taxonomy places the organism in Eukaryota, Metazoa, Chordata, Actinopteri, Cypriniformes, Nemacheilidae. The record is from RefSeq and is a predicted model, not a curated record. The coding region runs from base 276 to 1115 and encodes 279 amino acids. Gene Ontology annotation, molecular function: sphingosine-1-phosphate phosphatase activity.
CAAUGAUAUGCCUUGUUAUUUUUACCGUCGUGGUUCCCAGCGCGCAGGCUGCAAAUGCAAUGAACGUGUUUUGUGAAACAGAAGCGUUUGAAAACAUUUGUUUUUGUGUUUUUGUAUUAAAUUGACAUUUUUCACUCGAUCUCCAUCUUUGACGCGCAGCGACUGUUCUCCGCCAGCAGUAAUUCAAUGGAUUGAGAUGUGCUUACAAUCUGAAUCUGACAAGCCCCCCGGCGUCAGUUAACUGUACUGAGAAUACUGUACAACUAAACCGCACCAUGCCUCUUAACCCGAGCCUGUCCAGAGCAAAAGAUCGAAGCAGCAGUGUUCUGGGCCGACCUGAAUUCUUAUCGCUGAAUCAGCCACUGCGAAACAGCAGAGCAUCGAGAAGAGCCAACCACUGGAGGACCCACCAGUGUGAGAACCUUCCAGAGCCCGAGAGCACGAAGGAACGCAAAGAGCCGUCAAGACUUCCAGACGAAGACUGCAUGCUGCUCAACCCGUCUUUCAAAGGAAUCGCCAUAAACUCUCUGUUGGCCAUCGACAUUUGCCUCUCCAAGCGUCUGGGCGUGUGCGUCCACAGCUCGUCUUCGUGGGGCAGCGUUCGAAGCGUGGUCACUCUUCUGGCUCUGACGGGUCACGGCAUGACGUGGAUCUGUGGGACUCUGGUGUGUCUCAUGCAGAGUAAUACGCCGGCCGGGCAGGAGGUCCUGAUCAAUCUGCUCAUAGCUCUGGUCCUUGACAUCUUAACUGUGGCAGGGGUGCAGAAACUGGUCAGACGCAAAGGACCAUGGGAUAUGAGUCCAGGCUUUCUGGACUGCGUCGCCCUGGACACGUAUGCAUUCCCAGCAGCUCACGCCAGCAGAGCAGCCAUGGUUUCAAAGUUUCUCCUGUCCCACCUGGUGCUGGCCGUCCCGCUGCGUGUCCUCCUGGUGCUGUGGGCCUUUCUGGCGGGCGUGUCCCGGGUCCUGCUGGGUCAGCAUCACCUGACGGACACGGUGUGCGGGUUCGCUCUGGGUUUUCUUCACUUUAGACUGAUGGAGUCUGUGUGGUUGUCAUCAAGUGCCUGUCAAACGCUCAUCUCAAUGGGAACGUUCAGCUGGGGCUCGUCGAAUUAGAAUUCUACCUCGUGCAAAAGUCAAACUGACGUCUGUAGGGUGGACGGACACAUUCUUGUGUUUUGUGUUCUUUUUCAAAUGAAUUCAGCAUGCUUCGUUACAAAUCACAGCAGAGCAAUUUGAGGAAAACGUGUUGCCGUAAUGGCAUGCGUUUGAGUUCGGUGAUGUAAAAAAGGUUCUGUCAGGUUUUUCUAAAAAAUCUUUCGAUUUUAAAUCUUUAAAUCUAAAAAGUCUUUCGAUUUUUUUUUUUAUCACACUGAAUGUCCACAACUGCUCAUGAGCUCAAACAAUUUGCAUUUCACGGUUUUCUUUUUCGUCACGUGUCCCAGUUUCACUUCAUUAAUUCAGCUGAACUGAGACAGUCUUAAAAGUCUUGUGGCUGCCACCAGCUUCGUCUUGUUUUAUAAAUGGGAGCUUUUGUUGUCGAAUGACAAUUAUGCCGAGUGUCUCUUGAACUGGAGGGUUUCUGGACAGCUUUACAGAUAAAGAUAUGAAUUCAACCCCAAACGCAUGGUGUUCACUACAUCACAGAUAUUUCAAAGCCUUCUUUAACCAUUCAGUAUCCAUUAAUGUUAUGGACGAUGACCUUUGACCUUUACAUAUACUGUCAUUCUACAAGGCUGUCCUAUGUGAUUGUGUUUUUUACAUGACUGACUAAAGUGGUGAUGCACAAAUACCUCUGCAGUAUUCUGGAAUGUUCUCCGUUGCAAAUAUAUUGUACAUCGUUUUAUUUAUUUGUUCUUUACAUUGUUUUAUAUAAAUGACUUCAUAUGUUUCAGUUACCAUCUGCAAAUCGAAAAGUUGAAAUAAACUUAAUU